This is a messenger RNA of Callorhinchus milii (elephant shark), 4295 nucleotides long. It is a transcript of the gene robo3, whose product is annotated as roundabout, axon guidance receptor, homolog 3 (Drosophila). The record is from RefSeq and is a predicted model, not a curated record. Gene Ontology annotation, molecular function: protein binding. Lineage: Eukaryota; Metazoa; Chordata; Chondrichthyes; Chimaeriformes; Callorhinchidae.
GAAAGACACAGGGACACAGACAGAGAGAGAUCGCCAUGGUUUGGGCUGGUGGUGCUUUGCCUGUUCUCCUGCCUCUCAUCAUUAACUCAGCUCUGGGCUCGAGGUUGCGUCUGGAGGACUUCCCUCCCCGGGUGGUGGAGCAUCCGUCGGACCUAAUCGUAUCGAAGGGGGAGCCGGCGACCCUGAACUGCAAGGCCGAGGGCAGGCCCACCCCCACCCUGGAGUGGUACAAGGACGGGGAGCGGGUGGAGACGGACAAGGAUGAUCCCCGCUCCCACCGCAUGCUCCUGCACAGCGGCUCACUCUUCUUCCUGCGGAUUGUCCACGGGCGCAGGAGCAAGCCCGACGAGGGGGUGUACGUGUGCGUGGCCAGGAACUACCUGGGGGAGGCCGUCAGCAGGAACGCAUCGCUGGAAGUCGCAAUCCUGCGGGAUGAUUUCCGCCAGACGCCCAGCGACAUCGUGGUGGCGGCGGGAGAGCCUGCGGUGAUGGAGUGUCUGCCCCCCCGCGGCCACCCCGAGCCCAGCAUCUCCUGGAAGAAGAACGGAGCGAGGAUCGACGACAAAGAGGAGCGGGUGACGAUCCGAGGAGGGAAACUGAUGAUCUCCGACACCAGGAAGAGCGAUGCCGGGAUGUACGUGUGUACGGCCACCAACAUGGUGGGCGAGAGGGACAGCGAGACUGCUGAGCUGGUUGUGUUUGAGAGACCCACCUUCACCAAGCGGCCAGUGAACCAGGUGGUGCUGGCGGAUGACACAGUGGACUUUCACUGCGAGGUCCAGGGAGACCCUGUGCCCACCACUCGCUGGCGCAAGGAGGAGGGUGAGCUGCCCCGUGGACGGUUUGAGAUUCAGAGCGACAACACUUUGCGUCUCGCCCGGGUGGGCAGCGAGGACGAGGGGACCUACACGUGUGUGGCGGAGAACAGCGUGGGCAAGGUGGAGUUCUCAGGCACCUUGACCGUGCACGUCGGUCCAUUCAUGCCGCCACAGAUCGUGGUGAGACCCCGAGACCAGAUCAUCGCUCAGGGUCGCUCGGUCACCUUUGUGUGUGAGACAAAGGGAAACCCUCCACCAGCGGUCUUUUGGCAGAAGGAGGGAAGCCAGACCCUGCUCUUUCCCAGCCAGCCCCAGCCCUCGGGACGUUUCUCUGUCUCCCCGAAGGGAGAGCUGGCGAUCACGGGCGUCCAGUCGGGGGAUUCGGGAUAUUACAUGUGUCAGGCAAUCAGCGUGGCUGGCAGCAUCCUGGCCAAAGUGCUCCUGGAGGUGGAAGACGUCUCCUCUGAUCGGAUCCCACCCAUCAUCCGCCAGGGACCGGCCAACCAGACACUCGCCGUUGACUCCAUGGCUCAGCUCCAGUGUCACGUGACAGGGAACCCCCUCCCCAGCGUGCACUGGCUGAAGGACGGACAGAGAAUCCUGGGCAACGACCCUCGCAUCAGCAUGUUGAACAACGGGACCCUCCAGAUCACCAACACACAGGUUUCCGAUACCGGGAUUUACGUCUGCGUUGCCACGGGGUCAAGUGGAGAGACAACCUGGAGCGGGUACCUGGAGGUGCAAGAAAACGGCAGCCCCACCCGGAUCCUGUCAUCAGAGCCAGACCUCCUCCCGGGACCUCCAUCCAAACCGGUGGUGUUGGACGUGACACGGAACAGCGUAACCCUGACGUGGGAGCAGAGUCAGCACCAGGGAGGCUCCGAGGUCACUUCCUACAUCAUCGAGGCCUUCAGCCAGUCAGCUGGCAGCACAUGGCAGACGGUGGCGGAGUACGUGAAGCAGGAGAAGCACACGGUGACCGGCCUGAGCCUCAACACCAUUUACCUCUUCAUCGUGCGAGCGGUCAAUGUACAUGGCCUGGGAGACCCCAGCCCCAUCUCGGAGCCCGUCCGCACACAAGAUGUGAGCCCCACGGGUCAGGGAGUGGAUCAUCGUCAGGUGCAGCGGGAGCUGGGGGAGGUGGACGUGCAGUUGCAGCCUCCGCUCACUCUCACCUCCAGCACCAUCCAAGUGGCCUGGACUGUGGACCGUCAGGCCCAGUUUAUCCAAGGCUACCGGGUGAUGUACCGCACAGCGAGCAGUGCCUGGCUGGUGCAGGACGUGCGAGCCCCCACCGAGCGCAGCACCGUCCUCCUCAACCUCAAGAGAGGCACCGAGUACGAGAUCAAAAUACGGCCGUAUUUCGACGAGUUCCAGGGGAUGGACAGUGAGGCCGUGUUUGUCCGCACACCAGAGGAAGCCCCCAGCGGAGCCCCCCGAGCCGUCACCGUCGCAACCAUCGGCUCCAGCAACAGCAGCAGCAUCAGCGUGUCCUGGGAUCCCCCCCCCGCCGAGGAGCAGAAUGGGAUCAUCCAGGAGUACUGGAUUUGGUGUUUGGGGAACGAGACCCGUUUCCAUGUCAACAAGACGACUGAGGGGACGCUGGAGUCGGCUGUGGUGCGGGGGCUGGUGCCCGGGGUCCUGUACCAGGUGCUGGUGGCAGCGGCGACCAGUGCAGGGGUGGGAGUGAAAAGCCCCCCCGUCACCGUCCUCAUCAAAGCAUUGCCGGAGAAGGCCUCCGUCCCCGCGGAGGGGCAGAACGUCAGUCUGGCCGAGCAGAUCAGUGACGUGGUGAAGCAGCCGGCCUUCAUCGCUGGCAUCGGUGGCGCCUGUUGGCUCAUCCUCAUGGGCUUCAGUUGGCUGUACUGUCGGCGCAAGAAGAGGAAAGAGAUGAGUCACUACACAGCCUCGUUUGCCUACACACCCGCAGUGGCUUUCCCACGGACAGAGGGUUCAGGAGCCAUAAACGGAAGGCCGGGCAUCCUGAACGCUAACGUGACCAGUUACCCCUGGCUGGCGGAUUCCUGGCCGGCCUCCAACCUGGUGCGGAACGGGAUCGGGAAAGAUGCCGCGGCCAACUGCUGUGCCGUGAAGCUGGACGUCUCGGAACGAUUCUACAACGACGCAGGGAUCUCUAACUACAUCGCUCAGACCGAGAAGUUUGGGACGGUGGCUUCGGACGGCCCCAUCUACAGCACCAUCGACUCCGGCAGCGACGAGAUGAGGACCUUUAACAGCGGCUUCCCAGCCCAGCCCACCACGCUCUACGCCAGCACCCCCGUGGUGCCCCUUGCUGCCCAGAGCCAGUACAGCCCGGACCCCAUGAGCGGGCACAGGGGGCUCCAGCCCGCACCCUCCAACCCACAGUACGCUCAGCCCGAGAGAGGCCGCCCAGAGCCUGGCACUAAAAGUGGGAAGCAGAAGCUAAACGCUAAACCAGUGAAGGGUCCAAACCUGAACUGGACAGACCUGCUGCCGCCUCCCCCUCCCACCACACAGCUCGACGUCUAUGAUGAUGAAGAGGAAGAGGAGGAAGGGUCUGGAGAUGAGGAGUGGUGCCCCCCACUCCCGGAGAGGACCUAUUUGAUGGACGGACAGCAGGAUGAAGAAGUCCCACCGCCCCCACCCCGGGGAGAGGCAUCCUCGCCCGCCACGUCCUAUGGGCAGCAGUCCACCGCCACCCUGACCCCCUCGCCGCGAGAUGAAGCCCGCCUAGCGGGGCCCAGUGUGUCCGAGGAUAUUCCCAGGCUACAUCAGUUUGAGAUCCCACAGCUGCCACGGAGAUUAGCCAUCGGACCGGUCCCUCUGCCCAGACCCCCAACACCUCCCCUGACCCAGAGCCCAACCCCCAACACCGAGAAGGACCUGGCAUCCGAAUCUGGCAGCGCCCAGAGGCACGGGCACAAGCGCAACCUGAGCCAGACACACGCGGGCAGUACUGAGAACGUCAGCGGAUCAGCAGCAGGUGAGAAACACAACAACUGGGGCGGAGGCGUGAGCACACCUCCCAGCCAGAAAGCACGAGCCAAGAAGAAAGCCAAGUCCAACCACUACCGGCGUGACCUCGCUCAGGGGGACCUGCCUCCCCCGCCCGAGCCCCCCCCUGCUGAGGGAUCCGCGGAAAGGUUUCACCUACAGUCCCCCGGCACGGAGAGCAGCCUGACCUCACUGGACCGCGAAGGGAGCUCUUUGUCCAUAGAGAGGAGGCCGUCGGCAGAUCAGCGGACGGAGAGCGGGCAUCCCCACGGCAGAGCAGGGUCGGCGAGGCACAAAAACGACGAUGACGUGAUACCGUACAGUAAGCCCACCUACCUGUCGCGAGGACAGGUCUCCAGCAACUGCUCCACUACAGGAAGCUCAUCUUCCAGAGGUUCAACAGGCUCUCGGAGCCACGGAGCGGGGCGCAACAGAGGGCCAGACUGUGCUGAGGACUCCAGAUGAAGAGAAGACCUGAGACACUUGGGGGGCAGAGGGUGG